CAGAGACCUGUACUUGCUUCCUAUUCAGUUACUCGUCUCGGUUCGCAAACGAUUUUAUGAGAACGUUUAUUCUCUUUUAUUGAGUCAAUUGUAAUAUUAUUUUCCUGUUCGCUAAGAACAAAGACACCGCAUGAAUCUUUAAAGAAGAGACCAAACACCUGAAGGGCUCGCGCGUCGCUUCAGCUGGGUUUUUGUUUCGCCUGUUUGCGAGCGAUACUGGGACGAGCGCUCGAUCUGCUGGCAUGUUCGGCGAACCGUCUGCGGGAUAAAAAACAGCAGCAAAAGCUUGUUUAACUGACCAUAAAAAUGAUGGACCAUUUGGCAAGUGGUAGUAACAGUCAAGGGACAGUUCUCUAUGAGCCAUCUUACCCUGCCUGUAAAAUGGCCCGUAUGGAGAAAGGCAGAGAUUUACCUGGAUUUACACCUCUGAGCAUGGCAUCUAAUCCAACAACAUUGUCAAACGCAGUUAGAAGCAGAGGCAGUCUGCUUCCUGUGUUCUGUAUGGUGGAACAGGGUGAUAUAUCACUCUCCAAGAGAAAGAGGUCAGAGCAUGCAGAAUUUGUGCUGUUGAGGAAAGACCUACUGUUUAGCCAGAUCACUGAGGCUGCACUGCAAGAGCUGGGGUACACGCACACUGUAGCUGCACUGGCUACAGGUCAAGUUCAAGUUGGUCACUGGAACCCUGUAGCCCUGUCCACUGUGACUGACAAUACAGAUGCAACAGUAGGAGACAUGCUUCAAGACCUUUAUCAUAUCAUCACCUUUAGAAUCAAACUAAACAGUGUUUCUAAAUUGGAGGACUUGCCUGGUGAGCAGUGGACUCAUUCCAUUUUGAGAAAUGCCCUAAAGGAGCUGCUGAGAGAGAUGAAUCAGAGCUCACUGGCUGAAGAGUGUCCGCUAUCACAGAGCACAAUUUCGUCAGUGGUAAAUGGCACUUACAAUGCCAGCAUCUCCGCUGCAAGAUGUCAGGAGUUCGCCCAGUGGUACAAACACCACAAAAAGGCUAACGCUAUGAUGGGUGCGAUGGACAGGCAUUGCAACCAACCCUCAUCCUCCAGUCAACCCAACAUAUACCAGCAAACAAUGGAAGAUACAGUGGCGGAGCCACAUGGUAUUGUUCAGAUGCAAGCUGGAAUGCCUGGUUUGGUGACUGCUCAGCUCCUGUCACAGCAGCAUGCCAUGUCUCAACUUCUUACACAUGCUCACACGCACUCACACGGGGCUCAUCCCGUGGCACUAAGGACUCCACCCAAAUGCAAUGUGUCACCACCAACAGUAGCUCAAGGUUCCUCUCCUGUCUCUGAUGUGUCACCUGAAAUCUACCAUUGGGUGCGCGAGGAGUUGAAGAGGGCGGGAGUUUCCCAAGCAGUGUUUGCACGAGUAGUCAUUAAUAGAACUCAGGGUCUGCUGUCUGAGAUCUUGCGUAAGGAAGAGGACCCACGGUGCGCAUCUCAAUCUCUUUUAGUGAACCUUAGGGCCAUGCAGGCCUUCCUACAACUGCCAGAGAGUCAGAGAGACUCAAUUUAUCUGGAGAAAAGGGAGCGCAACCUCAACAGCACCUACAACACAAGCACCUGCUCACCUCUGCCCAUUCAGGCAAAUCUGUCACCUGUUUCCAAGGACGUUGUAGUGAAAGUGGAAUCUGAUGAUUACAGCAUAAACUCUGGCAUCUAUGAUGAAAUACAGCUGGAAAUGAGAAGGGCCAAAGUGUCACAGGCUUUGUUCGCGAAAGUUUCGGCAGCCAAAAGCCAGGGCUGGCUGUGUGAGCUGCUGCGCUGGAGGGAGGAGCCAUCUCCUCACAAUCGUACCUUGUGGGAAAAUCUUACUUUGAUACGUCAGUUCCUAAAUCUCAGUCAAUCAGAGCGAGAUGUUGUAUAUAACCAAGAAAGCAAUACAGGGCAGACACUACAUCCAGAAAUACACACAAGACCACUGCUUGAAGCACUGCAGGUGAUACCACAGCAUGUGGGGCUUAUAAAGCAACUACAGAAAAAUCCAUUGCACCAUCAACCCUUCCCACAGCCGCAACUCAUCACUGGUAGGGACACAACUCUGAUAUGUCCAAGUCUGGGAGGCACGCUUUUACCACCAGAAGCCCACACGAUCAUGCAGAGCUUCAUUAAGGAAGUGGGACUACAUCCAGACCAAGAGGCAAUUCAUACACUAUCUGCUCAACUAGGUGUGGAGAAAGAGACUGUUCUCAGCUUUUUUGAUGGUCACAACUGGCAUCAGCCAGAUGAUAAGCACAAGAGAAUGGACCGACGAGAAGACAGGGAAGAUGAUUACAUGGAGGAAGAUGUAGAAUGCAGGUAUACAAAGGACAGUUACGAGAGGACAGAGGAAAACAAGAUAACUGGGAAACAAGACAUUGGUGUGGUAGAGCAGAGUGCAUCUACACAGACUCGCCUGAUCAAUACUAUUAAAAAAGAGGAGCUCCCAUGUAAGGAGGAGCAUGAUGAUAGCCCCAUCCAUUGCCACUUCAUAAACUCCUAAAAAUUCAUAUUAAAUCCCAUUUAGACAAAUGGACAGAAGUGGAUCCAGAUUUCACAGAGGAAAUGCCAUGGAAACAUAAAUGAAACAUAACUGUUCUGUAUUUUAAAUGCUUUAUUAUUAUUAUUAUUAUUAUUAUUAUUAUUAUUAUUAGGGUGUAAAAAGGAAUCAACCUGACAAUGAAAAUUGAUUAAAAGCUGGAUGAGUAUUGAUUAAAGGAUUUUUUUUAUCACCUAAAAUGCAAUUCUUGAGAUAUUUUCGGUUGUAAAAAUCCACUAUAUACAGAUAAAUUUUCUGUGUAGACUUUGUUCAUUGUCCUUCAAUUACAUUUGUGUCUUCAUUAUGUUUUCGAAAAUAAUAAUAAAAAGUAGCAAAAUAAUCGGAUUACACCAAAUGAAAUUGUGACCAAAUGUCAGAUGGCAUGAUGCAUCAAUGUCAGAGCAAAUAUUUAAACCCCUAAAUGAAAAUAGUUUGGUAUUUUAGAGUAUUAUUUAAUGUUUGUCUCUUAUUUCUGUUAAAAUCCUUAGUCUCACAAUACGCAGGGGAUUAUGUUCAGUAUUAAGUGUUGAAACAGCCAAGCAGUAUUGUCUUUUACAAAUACAGAGACUGUGUGACAUAUUAUGUCUGUUGAGAAAUGAACGGCACAUUACUACAUUAUUGUGUAUUAGAUGAAACACAAUAGAAACAGCACUUUCAAUAGUUCUCUCUUUCUAUACAUGUUCUUUAGAUGGUGCACUACAGAAUUUCAAUAAAGCUGUACUGUUUUAUUGUUCAUUAUAUUUA
Molecule: messenger RNA, 3273 nt
Organism: Xyrauchen texanus (razorback sucker)
Lineage: Eukaryota; Metazoa; Chordata; Actinopteri; Cypriniformes; Catostomidae
Product: DNA-binding protein SATB1-like
Exons: 11
Coding region: 307-2493 (728 amino acids)
Biological process (GO): regulation of transcription by RNA polymerase II; chromatin remodeling
Molecular function (GO): DNA-binding transcription factor activity, RNA polymerase II-specific; RNA polymerase II cis-regulatory region sequence-specific DNA binding
Source: RefSeq, a predicted model, not a curated record